CCUCCUCCAAACAGCCCUGCCUCCCAGCGGACCCACAGUGCCCUGCGCAUCGCCCCGACAGUCAGUGCUGUGCAUGUGGGGCCCCUUAAAGAGAAGCGCCGAGCAGACGGCACAGACUUUCUCCGUGGAAGAGUCACCGAAAUGAGGAACAGCGCCAAGCCGGCACAAUGCGCUCCAGGCUCCCAGGGACCGCCUGCCUAUUGCGAACCAUUGGACUCUGCAUCCUUCUCUCGAACGCUGCAGCUUACUUUGGGCUGACAGGCCGAGAGCCGCUGGUGCUUUUACCGGGACCCUUUUCUAACGAAGCUCCAUCGGGGAAGGCCCACCUGAAGCAGUGCGAGCAGAUGAGUCUGACCAGGCGGCAGAAGAGGAUGUGUCGCAGGGAACCCGGUUUGGCCGAGACGCUCCGGGAGUCGGUGCGCCUCGGCCAGCUGGAGUGUCGCUACCAGUUCCGGAAUGAGCGCUGGAACUGCACGCUGGACGGCCGAGGGAGCCUCCUGAAAAGAGCUUUUAAGGAGACGGCCUUCCUGCUGGCGGUGUCCUCCGCUGCACUGACCCAUGCACUCGCCAAGGCUUGCAGCUCAGGCCGGAUGGAGAGGUGCACGUGCGACGACUCCCCCGGGAUCCAGCACAGAGAAGCGUGGCAGUGGGGGGUCUGCGGCGACAACCUGAAAUACAGCACCAAGUUCCUCAAGAAGUUCCUCGGCCAAAAGAGGGUCAGCAAAGACCUGAGGGCGCAGGUCGAUGCCCACAACAUCAACGUUGGCAUCCGGGCGGUGAAGAGCGGGCUGAAAACGACCUGCAAGUGCCACGGCGUCUCCGGCUCGUGCGCAGUACGGACUUGCUGGAAGCAGCUGUCGCCUUUCCACGACACCGGGCGGCUGCUGAAGUACAGAUACGACAACGGCGUGAGAGUGCUGAGCGUCACCAACGCCGCCACGGGAGAGACUGAGCUGGCGGGGCCCAGGCGCCACGGCCAGAGCCCCCGCAACACCGACCUGGUGUACCUGGAGGACUCCCCCAGCUUUUGCAGGCCCUCGCGUUACUCGCCGGGGACGGGGGGCCGGUCUUGCACCAAGGACACGAGCUGCCAGAGUCUGUGCUGCGGCCGCGGCUACAACACGGCCAUGCGGCUCACCAGCCUGUCCUGCCACUGCCAGGUCCGCUGGUGCUGCCACGUGGAGUGCCAGACGUGCGUGAGGGAGGAGGAGGUGUACACCUGCAAGAACGCAUGAACAGCGAGGAGAGGGGGAAAAACGAUCCAGACGAAAGCGGUGGACAACGCGGAAAGAGGCCGAACGCAGGCCCUUCGAGAUUAGUCCCCGCUGCAGAAUGUCGCAUCGACGCAUGCGUUCGCGAAUAUCAUUUAGGACUUGCAUGAUAAUUAUUUUGGGAGAAAACAAAAUGUACCACUAUGAUACUGUUGGAUCCUUGCUUAAACAUCAGGUUACUGUAGAUGAUGGUGUUCUGAAACUACUUCUCCUGAGCUGGAUGCACUGAAAUCCCCCUUUUCUGCUAAAGCGGGAAUCAAGCUCCUCGAAGCAGGGGAACCAGACUGGAUCUUGCCAGCAGUAUGAACUCUGAGCUCUCGCAGCGACUGUUGUAUAUGUGGUAUUCGUCCUCCCAUAGUUUGCUAUUUAUUGCGCCACUUUCUGUGCCUGGUGUACUGCUGCUUCGUGCAUUCAGUCUUGUAAUCAAAGGGUUGCCAAUAAGGCUGCAAAGGAGUUAAGAUGAAUCUACCUGCCUGUCUCUCUGACUGCUAUGGAGAACUUUUAAAGUUCUGUUCUGAGUGAAAGCACUUAAGUUGCUCUUGCUGCAUAUUAUAUAUAUAUAUAUAUAUAAAAAAAAAGGAGUUGUGAAUGCCGGGGUCUAAUAUGCUUAGAUAGAAUCACUGGAAGCUUUACAGGUGGCUAACAGCGCCGACAUUCCUUAUUCCGUGCAUCAACAGGGUUAUCGUGUAAAGAAAGAAGCUUGUUGUUUUCAGUUGCUCUUAUGGAAAUGUCUAUGGAAAUUUCUGCAUGUGCUAUGCAGGACAAAGGGAGAUUAGCGCACUGAUGGAAGCGCUGACCAUUCUCUUUGAAAUUCAGCUCAAUUUGGGAGCGUGCCAGUUCGGUUUUCCCUAAUUGUAGGUAUUUAUAGAAGUCUACUCCCCCCCCCCCCCCCCCAAUAUGUUCAAGUGUAAAAUGAACUCACCAGAAUAUUUGCUCUUUAAAGUCCAAAUUAGCCCCAUCUUUGUUCUGCGUGCCUUUGAAGUGAAUCAGUCACGCUCCCUAUUUUCCCUAAUUGCUAAUCAAAGAAAAUGACCACGUUUUUUUCUCCCCACUCGCAUCCAACUCUGCGUCCAUGUGUGCAGGUCGAAAGUGCACGCCGGACCCCAGAGUGUCUGUUUUUAUUGGGCCGUUUCAUGCUUCGUCGGGCUGCCUCUGAACUGCAGAUGAGCUAUGAAUAUAACUCACAUCGGGGCUCCAGGCGUCUGACAAUGUGGAAUCGUAAUUUUUCUACCUCACUUCAACUUUUUGGCAAAUAUCAGUAAGAUUUAUGAGCUAUGCAGAGUUUUUUUCUCCUCUGUAGAUACACGUCUUUCCCUCUGCAUUUGGUUGAAAUAUUAUAUUUUAGAUGUCUGUGCAGGUCUUUUGAACGUGGAAUUAUGCGUAAUCGUUUUUUUUUUGUUGUUGUUUGUUUUGAAACCUUGUGGCUUUACAGUUUUUAUUUAAAACAAACAAGAUAAAUAAAAAGACAAACAUUUGUAACACUUGUGCGUUCGUUGUGUCUUGCUGGGUUGCAGCAGGCGGCACACAAACACAGUAGCCGCGCAGAGGGAGAAGCGAGCAGAAUCCACCUGCCUGCAACUUGGUGCAUCUGUCGAGCAAAACCAUUCCCCGCUAAUGACCCCAUGCCCUCCUUUUCAUCUGAAAAUGCUGCGGUCUUUCUGCAUCGCCCUCCACCACAAAGUAAAAGGCAAAGGGGUUAGUGGGUGUGUGGGUGUAGGACAUGUAUACAGGUGUUCUGCCUCUGGCCAGCACACACCAACCACGAUGACAAUCUUAAUGACGACGAUGACAAGGAUUACGACUCAGAGGAUUGUUUGACCCCCAGAUCGCACACAACGGGCCGCCCCCGCCAACGCAACGCAAACAAUUUACGUCCUAUUAUAACUUUCCUCCCUUUUGCAUGAGUGCAUCUGCGCACAGAGGCCCAUUGUGUGAAGUAUUUAUAGCACGCCCUUGUGCUUUUUGAUGUCGCUCUCUAAUUAUGAUGAUUACGCACAUUAUUCUUUAUUAAAACAACGUGAGACUUGUUGCACAGCAGCGAAAUAUAACACAAUUUUAAAAAUGUAACUGUUUUAAAAAAACAUCAUUAUUGAUGUUCAGAAAGGAAUAACUGCAGCCAAUUAUCUCCUU
Messenger RNA from Fundulus heteroclitus (mummichog), 3401 nucleotides. It is a transcript of the gene wnt9b, whose product is annotated as wingless-type MMTV integration site family, member 9B. Gene Ontology annotation, biological process: canonical Wnt signaling pathway; neuron differentiation; multicellular organism development. NCBI's taxonomy places the organism in Eukaryota, Metazoa, Chordata, Actinopteri, Cyprinodontiformes, Fundulidae. Bases 168 to 1235 code for a protein of 355 amino acids. The transcript is spliced from 4 exons. The record is from RefSeq and is a predicted model, not a curated record. Gene Ontology annotation, cellular component: extracellular region. Gene Ontology annotation, molecular function: frizzled binding; cytokine activity.